Molecule: messenger RNA, 5713 nt
Organism: Lutra lutra (Eurasian river otter)
Lineage: Eukaryota; Metazoa; Chordata; Mammalia; Carnivora; Mustelidae
Gene: NCBP3
Product: nuclear cap binding subunit 3
Exons: 14
Coding region: 44-1924 (626 amino acids)
Cellular component (GO): cytosol; nucleus
Molecular function (GO): mRNA binding; RNA 7-methylguanosine cap binding
Source: RefSeq, a predicted model, not a curated record
AGUGUACGAGGCGGGUUCUCAGUGGUGCGGCCGGCGGGAGGCUAUGGCGGCCGUACGGGGCCUGCGAGUGUCGGUGAAGGCAGAGGCCCCGGCGGGGCCGGCUCUAGGGCUCCCGUCGCCUGAAGCGGACUCUGGUUUGGAGCGUGGCGAGCCGGAGCCCAUGGAAGUGGAGGAGGGCGAGCUGGAGAUUGUGCCGGUGCGGCGCUCGCUGAAAGAACUGAUCCCGGACACAAGCAGAAGGUAUGAAAACAAGGCUGGCAGCUUCAUCACCGGAAUUGAUGUCACCUCCAAGGAAGCAAUUGAAAAGAAAGAACAGCGAGCCAAGCGCUUCCAUUUUCGAUCAGAAGUAAAUCUUGCCCAAAGAAAUGUAGCCUUGGACCGAGACAUGAUGAAGAAAGCAAUCCCCAAAGUAAGACUGGAGACAAUCUACAUUUGUGGAGUAGAUGAGAUGAGUACCCAGGAUAUCUUUUCCUAUUUUAAAGAAUAUCCUCCUGCUCACAUUGAAUGGUUGGAUGAUACCUCCUGCAAUGUGGUUUGGCUGGAUGAAAUGACAGCCACACGAGCCCUUAUCAAUAUGAGCUCUCUGCCAGCCCUGGAUAAGAUAAGAACCAGGGAUGCCAAUGAGGACAGGUCAUCUGAGAAAAGUAAAAAAGACAAGCAGGAGGACAGUUCAGAUGAUGAUGAGGCUGAAGAAGGAGAAGUUGAAGAUGAGAACUCAAGUGAUAUAGAGUUGGACACAUUGUCUCAAGUAGAAGAAGAGUCUCUGCUAAGAAAUGAUCUUCGUCCAGCCAACAAACUUGCUAAAGGAAAUAGGUUAUUCAUGAGAUUUGCUACAAAAGAUGACAAAAAGGAACUUGGAGCAGCCAGAAGAAGUCAGUAUUAUAUGAAAUAUGGGAAUCCAAAUUAUGGAGGCAUGAAAGGAAUUCUUAGUAAUUCUUGGAAGCGAAGAUAUCAUUCCCGUCGCAUUCAGCGGGAUGUGAUCAAGAAGAGAGCCCUGAUUGGGGAUGACGUUGGCUUGACAUCCUAUAAACACCGACAUUCCGGACUAGUAAAUGUUCCAGAGGAACCCAUUGAAGAGGAAGAAGAGGAGGAAGAAGAGGAGGACCAGGACAUGGAUGCAGAUGACAGGGUGGUGGUGGAGUACCAUGAGGAGCUCCCAGCUCUCAAGCAGACCCGGGAACGGAGCACAUCUAGGCAGUCCAGUGCCAGCAGUUCAGACUCCGAUGAAAUGGACUAUGAUCUAGAACUGAAAAUGAUUUCCACUCCUUCACCAAAGAAAAGCAUGAAAAUGACCAUGUAUGCUGAUGAAGUGGAAUCUCAGUUGAAAAAUAUUAGGAACUCCAUGAGGGCAGAUACUAUAUCCACAAGCAAUAUCAAAAAUCGAAUUGGUAACAAAUUACCAACUGAGAAGUUUGUAGAUGUCCGACAUCUGUUAGAUGAAAAACGUCAGCACACACGUCCACGGCCACCAGGCAGCAAUGCUAAGUCAGAUAUACGCCAGCGGUUAGGAAAAAGACCGUAUUCUCCAGAAAAGGCUUUUAGUAGUAAUCCAGUUUUUCGGAGAGAGCCUUUUUCUGAUGUACAUAGUAGGCUGGGUGUUCCCAGACAAGAUGUUAAAGGCCUCUACUCUGAUACACGGGAGAAGAAAUCAGGUAGUUUAUGGACGCGCUUAGGAUCUGCACCCAAGACCAAAGAAAAGAACACAAAGAAGGUGGAUCACAGGGCGCCAGGCACUGAGGAAGAUGACUCUGAGCUGCAAAGGGCAUGGGGGGCUCUGAUAAAGGAGAAAGAACAGUCUCGCCAAAAGAAGAGCCGCUGUUACCAGCACCCUUUUCCCAAGAAAAGUCAAUUCCCAGGUGCUUAUUGGACAGCCUUCGAGGGGGAAGAUGAGGGAAGCUGCCAGCUCACCCUUCCGGGACCCUAGUGUGGGGGCCGAAUCUCAUGGACCUGACCUCAGAGGUGCACCAGUGCCGCCCAGGUAGAUAAGAGAUGCAGCAUCGAUCGUGCUUCCGUUCCUCCCUGGGGAUUUCUGUUACGGGCCUCUUAGCAAUCAGCUUGAAGUGAAGAUCAAGUUCAGUGCUGUGGGAUUUUUAGGAACAAAAAACUGUGACUUCUGGAUUUGGGGUGGAUUUUUGUGCUAGGGGUGGGGUCAUGGGUUAAUGUUGAACAAUUUUUAAGUCUGUAUUAUGUUUAAAAAUAUUAAUGAUUUAAAAGUUUAAAUUUUUAAUUUUUAUAUGUGAAAAUACUUCCUGUUGGCUACAAGGGAAGCUCAAGUGGUGUCUUAUGUGUGCUGUUAAAUAUAUAUUAUAUACUUUGGAAGACGGCAAGGAGAGGAGUCUCAUUAUUUUUAAAUGAUCCUAAUUGUAUAGUCUGUCUGUUGUAUAUAGUGUUCAGACUUGCUUUUUGGCCACUGUAGGAAAAAAAAUCCAUCCAUCUGAGAUGGGGUCCUGUUGUUUAUUAUCACUUCAGAAGUGAUACAUUAGUAUUUAUUCUUUGUAUUUCCAAGUUCUGGCACCUGAAGAUAAUUUUAAAACUGCCAAAUAAGAUAAUAGUUACAGAGAUUUUAGUUUAUUUCUCAUUUACUUCUAAACUCCUUUCAGAUUAUUUUAAAGGCAGUAGAUUAUUUUGUCUUCCUAUUUGAUCUUUAUUUUGAAGUAUUUAAUGUUUGUAUUCUUCUGCAGGCUUAAAAAUAGUGUUUCACUUCAGUUCACUAGAACUUAAGAAUUAGAGUAAGCCCUUGUCCUGUUGUGAUUAUCACAACUCCUCACCUGUCUGGAGUGUUUCAGUACCUGGUUUAGUCCUGGAUUCUAAGGAUCUUUGCUUGUGGCAUUGAGAGUUGAUUACAGUGUGGUGUGAUUGAAUGCAGAACACUGCUGCUAAUAAAGGAAGGAAAGGGCUGCGGGACUUGAGAGGUGCAGCAACUGUACUGUACCAUGUUUUGUUGGUUAACCUGCUUUUCACUCCCUUUGGAAAGAUUAGAGGCUGUAACUAUGGUAUGUUUCCUCUUCUGGAGUGGAUUCUUGGAGAGAGAUGGUUCUCUGCCAGUUGAGACCUAAUGUUUCUGAGGUUCCUCCCUUUUUUGUUCUGUGGAGCAUACAGCUGAGAGCCAGAUUCUUGAGACGGGGCAAGGUUUGGGGACUUGGUAGAGUGAGAAGAACAAGGACCUGAGAGUCAGAGACCUGGAUGCCAACCCCUGGUUUCUGUUCCAUCUGUCCCAUCUGGCAAAUGAAUGGGCUGGUACCAGAGCUUCUGACUUUGUUGGUGCAUCUCAGUGGUGUUUUACUCUUCCUGAAGCAAUGGUUGUGGUGGGCUGGCCAGCACUGGUUUCUCUUGCAUGUGUGGGGAGGGUCAAGAAGGGCAUGCGUGAGGUUUUGGGCAGGGAUUCAUCCCUAUCCCAUUUCCAUUACAGUCUCUGGGUCUUCUAGUGGGACAGAAAUAUCCUUGUGGUCAGGGUCCUAACUGAUGUGGUCUCAGCAGUAUUUUAAAAAAGCCCUUCUUCUGUGUUUGCCAGUCAUGACCUUUUCCACCAGUAGUUUGGGCCCAUCUAUCCCAUGGUCUAAUAGCCCUUGCCAGUCUCUUGCUAGAGAUCAGGGAAUGCUUUCUGGAAAGGUGGUGGUAUGUAGUCAAAACUGGGCCUUUGAUCUAACCAAGAAAAAUGCCUGCUUGGGCAGCCUUGCAAUUCUCACAAAUAUACAGACCCCAGAAAAGUAUCUUAGAAAAUUUUACUUCCCCAAGUUAUUGUUGGCCACCUCCUCUCUUGCUCUCUGGCCCACACUCAGGCACUCACAUCUUGCAACAUCUUACACGUGCUCUGAAUGCCCAGGCCCUUUCUUUGGAGUUUGGGAGUGAGGGUGGACUGUCAGGAUGGUCCCUAAGUGGCAGCUCAUUGUGCCUCGGUCCUCAUGUAUGUGGGCUUCAGGGCUACACACUUUUCUAUAUUCUUCUUAGUCUUUAUGCAUAAGAGAUUGCAAAUACAUUUUUGCUGCUUCAUAGUAAUUUCAGAUACCUCAUUUCUGUUUCCUACUAUCCCUCUUGGGAGAGACGCCAGCUACCCAGGAGAACUUGUGGAGCUUGUGACAAGCCCUCCUCUGGCCCCUUUGUCUGGUCCCAUGAACCCUUCCCUUUAGUUCAAAUCAUUGUCUUCUCCCACUUUAUCCCUGUGACAGCCUCCUCCCUGAUCUCUUCCCCAUACCGCAUCCCUCCAUCUCUGUUCUGUGUACUACAGCUGGGAUGAACUUUUGUUGUUGUUUGCAGCUUGACAACUAUUAUUUACAUAGCAUACCCCUUCACUCCUUUAAAGUAUACACUUUGAGGUCACUUGGCUAUCUCAGUUGAAGGAGCAUGCGACUCUUGAUCUUUGGGUUGUAAGUUCAGGCCCCACGUUGGGUGUAGAGAUUACUUAAAAAGUUCUAGGAAAAAAAUAAAGUAUACACUUCAGUGGCUUUUAGUAUAUUCGAGUUGUGCAGCCAUCACCAUAGUCAGUUUUAGAACAUUUUCAUCACCAAAAACAAACCCUAUAUCCAUUAGCAAUCAUUCCCCAGUUCCUCUCCCCUCCUGGCAACCUCUGCUUUUGGUUUCUAUGGAUUUGCCUAUUCUGAACGCUCAUGUAAAUGGAGUCAUACACUUUGUGGCGUUUGUGCUUGGUUUCUUUCACUAAACAUAUUUUUGAGGAUCAUCUGUGUUGUAGCCUGUAUUAGUACUUCUUUUUGUUAAUGAAUAAUAUUCCAUUGUAUGAAUACAAUACAUUUUAUUCAUUCAUCAGUUGAUGGACAUUUGGGUUGUUUCCACUUUUGGCUGAUGUGAAUUAUGCUGCUAUGGAACAUUUAUGUACAAGUAUUUGUGUGGUUAUGUUUUCAUUACUCUUGGGUUAUAUAACUAGGGUGGAAUUGCUGGGUCAUACAGUCUGUCUUAACCCUCUGAAGAACUGCCAGACUAUUCUCCCAAAUGGCUGCAUCAUUUUCCAUUUUCCCCAUUAGUGUAUGAGGGCUCUAGUUUAUUCACAAUCCUUGACAACCUUUGUUAUUUCACACCGUGAAUUGGUAUCUCACUGUGAUUUUGAUUUGCAUUUCCCUGAUGUCUAAUGAUGUUGGGCAUCUUUUCUUGUGCUUCAGAAUGAACUUUCUUAAAGUUUUUCUGUUAUUUUUCUGCGUAAAACCUUUCCAAAGCUUCACUAUUGUCCUUGGAAUAAAUGCCAAACUCCAAUGAUAGUUCACAAGACUUGUCAGAAUUUAACUUUUGGUAUCUUUGGCCAGUUCUCCCCACCUUCCCUGCCCUGUGCCCACUAGCUCCUUGGACCCAUCUUGAUCUCACCAGUCUUUCAAAAUCUGCUCAGUGCUUUUCUUCCCUAGCAGUGGCACACUCCCCUGGCUCUUUCUCCCUUCUACUUAAGCUUUGCCUUCUCUUUUCCCUCAUCCUCAAGGACUUAAAGACCCCUCCAGGUGGCUGCCUCCAACUUCCAGAGCCAGGUUAUGGGCCCCUGCUAUGUAUCCCAGAGUACUGCCAUGAAUGAGACUCUGCUCAUUUUAGGGUUGGGCUAUACAGUCACACCUAAGAUAAAAAUGGGAGUGUAAUUAAAAUUCCACUUGGAAAUCCUGGGGAAGGUGCCAUGUUGAAAACCAGCAUCAUGGGUUCCUGCCUGUGUGGGACCAUAGUUUCUUUGGUUGAGUUACAGGUGAAGUGAUUGGCCUACAAUGAAGGCCAUAUUUUGUAAAAA